Molecule: messenger RNA, 784 nt
Organism: Fragaria vesca subsp. vesca
Lineage: Eukaryota; Viridiplantae; Streptophyta; Magnoliopsida; Rosales; Rosaceae
Exons: 2
Coding region: 40-744 (234 amino acids)
Source: RefSeq, a predicted model, not a curated record
CUCCCUCUAUAUCCUCUGCCUUCACCUUGUGUUGAUCAAAUGGAAUCCUCCAACAGUAGUACUAGUGUGAGUUUGAAGCUCCUGGUUGACACAAAGAAUCGGAGAGUUCUCUUUGCUGAAGCGAGCAAGGAGGUUGUCGAUUUUCUGUUCACUCUCCUGUCUUUGCCUAUUAGCACUAUCAUUAGGCUCCUCACCAAGAAUGGCAUGGUGGGUUGCUUGGGCAAGCUCUACGAGAGCGUAGAAGAACUAAAUGACGCAUACUUGCAGCCCAAUCUCAACAAGGACUCCCUGCUGAAACCACAGUCAACAGUUGCCGGAGCUAAUAUUCUUCACUUGACCUACAAUGACUCUACUGCUAAGAAGUUCUAUGUCUGCGAUUAUUGCAAUCGCUAUAUUUCCAAUAGAUCUGGGGUUAUGUGUCAGAAUGGGAACUGCAUAUGUUACAACCGAAGCAUAACCACCGAGGUAACUUACGUUGCUCCACCGGAAGCAGCUGGUGUUGCGUCCAGCGAGGAAGGAUAUGUUAAGGGUGUUGCUACAUACAUGAUAAUGGAUAAUUUGGAAGUGAAGCCUAUGUCUACUAUAUCAAGCAUAACUGUGCUUAACAAGUUCAAUAUUAGGGAUGUUGGUGCCCUGGAAGAGAAGGUGGUCAGUCUUGGCAUGGAAGAGGGCUUGAAACUUCUGAAAGCAUCUUUGGAGUGCAAUGCGGUUCUCACCAACGUGUUUCUCGGUAGCAAGGCAUGAUGUUACUAUCGCCCCUUUCGGAAUGCUGGAUGCAAGGAGU